This is a messenger RNA of Gambusia affinis (western mosquitofish), 1652 nucleotides long. RefSeq names its product DUF4554 domain-containing protein (gene top6bl). Bases 49 to 1407 code for a protein of 452 amino acids. The transcript has 14 exons. The record is from RefSeq and is a predicted model, not a curated record. NCBI's taxonomy places the organism in Eukaryota, Metazoa, Chordata, Actinopteri, Cyprinodontiformes, Poeciliidae. Gene Ontology annotation, biological process: meiotic DNA double-strand break formation.
GCAGGUCUUUAGAGCUGAGCUGAUUAAAAUUCAACUUCUGAAUUUAUAAUGUUAAGAGAAAUACGGCAGGUGCUGAGGCUAAUCCAGUUGAUGGGAAAACAAAGGAAACAAUCUAGUUUAAAGAAUACUGGAGCACUUUUAGUGCUUUUGUGGACCGAAAAAGGCUCGUCCCAUCAGAUGUUAAACUGCACUGUUGCAACUGCUGGUUCCUGGUGUUUUGGAAUUGCAAUGCACACCCUUCAAGCUGAUCUGAAAAAGGUCCUGCUUCCCGGUGUGUGGCCUUGUCCUGAGCCUGAUCCUGAGGAGCUGAGCGCCUUCACAGAUCUCUACGGAUCACUGAAGUUCCUGCUGAAUUUUCAGGUGAAAAAUCCAGGACAUUACUCAUCCAAAUGGCAGGCUCAUGUUAAAGCGUUUCUUCAGACUUUUGGUUUGACUAAUGCUGGGAUAAGAAUCCAACUAAAAUUUAAAAUCCAUGGACAGAAAUCACAACAUGACUUUAGCAGCGCUUUCCUCAUAAGUAAAGUUGCUCUUUCAGUCCAACCACCUCUGAUCUUGGACGUCACUUGUUCUGCACAACCAUGGUGUGAUCAGAGAGGAUCGUGGUGUCAGAAAGGACAUCCUGUUGUCGGAGAACGGUUUCCUCUCAGCAUCCCACCCAAAGCCAUGGACCAGGGCCUGUUUGGAGAGCUCAGUGUCCAGAUUGUUACGCUGCUGAGCCCCUGUGUGCUGCAGUACCCCCAUUUGCCUACGGAGCUAUCUCGCAUGCAAGUUCUGGUUUUCAGCCCCAGUAACAUCCCUGUUUCAGCUCCGUCUGGUUUCUUCCAAAGCCUUCCUGUUGCCUUGGACUACCAGCAUCUGGGACUGGACAGAAUGCACUGCCGCUCCUCCAAAGCGUCCCCUGAUGAUCCUGUGCACAGUGAUGGUGUUGUAUUCACCGUGGACCAGGAAAACUGGGACGAUCCAAAGCAGGAACCCGGUCACCUCCCAGUUCAGCAGAGUCUCCUGCUCCUGCUCUUCUUACAGCAUAGUGACCCCUUCACCUCUGGGCUCACAGAUAAAAUGGAUUGUGAAUUGUUGUUAGAGCUCCAUCUAGAGGACAUUCUGAGGAACAACAGGCAGGCCGUCACAUCAGCUCUGCAGGCUGAACUGUUCAACACAACGAAGACUUUAAAAGAAAGAAAAAAGAAACGUGAGAAGCUGCAGUCGGCUGCUGAGGUGAUCGUCAGCUCCACCAUCAGCAUAGUGAGCAGCAGCAGCAACAUGGACUUCAGAAGUGCCUGCUUGAAACUCAUGAAGGUUCAUGACACUCAUGAGUUAUCAGCUUCCCUCAACGAGUCCCUGUGGAGGGUGUCGUCAUGGAAACGGCUCCCUAAAGUCGGGUGCUAUUCUGCUCAGGUUGAAGAUUGAGCUGCGAGUAACGAGGCCAUCAGAGCUGAAAUUUGACAAAGUUUUUUUUUUUUAUUCUGGCCAGGAAUUCAUUUUUAUUUUUAUUUUUUUUGCUAAAGAGACAUGUUUGUACUGCAAAUAUUUAGUGUUUCUAGUACUCUAUGUGAAGUGUAUAUUUUACACUAAAGUAUACGUGAAUGUGACUUUUUUUUUUACUGCUUUGCAAUAUAUUGAAAUUUAAGAUAGAGAUCUAAUUAAUUGCAAUC